AUGCCGUCGCAAAGAGACAAGAAGAAAAAGAAGUUUGGUUUCAACGCCACAGCUAAGAGCACCGAACACCAGCGGGGUGACGUUGUCUACGAACUCGUGGAAACAAUGUCCGUUGUGAAACUGGAGCAACUGAUUGCUGACAGUGUCGGCUGUGACAGACGCAACGCUGCUUUGAUAAUCCUUCGAGAUAUGGCAUUCGCCUUUGGUGUUGAAUCUACAGGUACAGAGCACUGGCCAAAGAGCCACGAAGCCUUCCGACUUGUAGUGGACUUCAUUUACCAAAUACGUGACGAGAUGACUCAAAAGCCCAGCUUUCGAGCAGCCGUCAAGUGUUACAAAGAAUGGGGAGUCUGGUGGUCGAGUGAUGGCAAACACAUAUGGGAUCUCGAAAGAGUCAUUCAUAUCCUGUCGUUGCUUGACUUCAAGGAACCCCAGCUAGAAACAGAUGAUCUCGAAGAGGAAGCAAAUGGAAGCUUAUGGCAGCUAGAUGAACUACUACUUGUACCCAAGACUAUUAUGCCCAAGCUACCUGAGAUUGUUGAAGUCGUGGCAAUCGCUGGCAAACACAGUGGAGCAAGCACAAAUCACAUUCUGCAAAUGGCACAACUUCGCUUGGCCAAAGACCAGAAUCCUGAUGCCUUUGGGCAAUCGAUACCCGGCCUUGAAUGUCGCCAUGUGAACGGGCAGGUGCGAUAUUUCUUGUCGGAAGAAGAGGGGUAUGACGAUCCCAUAUUGACAGGCCACUUGCGCAAAAGCAGCUAUCAGGUCGCAUUCCGUGUCCUUCAAAGGAUGGUCUAUCUUUGCGAGUGGCGAACCUGGCCAACCAAUUUGCAGUGCACAACGUUGGCUCUCAAGGUUUGCGACUGCAACACAAGCAAGCACCAGGAGUUGUUGGAUAUAUGGAAUUCGUUGGGUGUCUGCCGCAUACCGAAACGUGCUGCGACGAGCACCGACCCAUCAUGGAAUCACGACCGCAUUCAGCAGUUACUAUCCAACAGUCAGGUGGCCCGCCAUUUGCAAAUGUCCGUAACUUCUAUCCUUCGCAAUCUUCCUACCCUGAGCUCUUCAAGUCUUGAAGAUCAUUCAUGA
Molecule: messenger RNA, 1089 nt
Organism: Seminavis robusta
Lineage: Eukaryota; Bacillariophyta; Bacillariophyceae; Naviculales; Naviculaceae
Source: the annotation of a GenBank genome assembly